AUGACUAGUGAAAAUAAAUAUUGCAAAUUUCAUGAAACUUAUAAUAGACAGAAAUGGAAAAUAAAAUCUAAUAAUGAAUUGAAAGACAUGAUUGAGAAACAGUUUAAUCUAACAGGUGAUACUUUUAUUUUGAUGGAAUAUGCAAUAAAUAAACUAAAUGAUAUGGAUUUCAAAUUAAAAGUUAUGAAAGUUAAUCUAAAUAACAUAAAGACUAGAUUGAGCAAAACGAAUGCUUUGCUAAAUAAUACAGUCAGCACUGUUAAUGUUCUAAGAGAUGAAUAG
Messenger RNA from Rhizophagus irregularis DAOM 181602=DAOM 197198, 282 nucleotides. The record is from RefSeq and is a predicted model, not a curated record. NCBI's taxonomy places the organism in Eukaryota, Fungi, Glomeromycota, Glomeromycetes, Glomerales, Glomeraceae.